AACCCAAAAGCUUCAACCGCUUUCUUUUCAUUCAUGUUCUCUUCUUACCACUGGGGCAGGUUGUUGACUUAUAGCUUUAUAACUUAACCAUUACUAGCCAGUGCUCGCUUUUUACUUUUUUCGCCUUUGAACAUCAGAUUUGUCUCUCUUUUGUAAUGUUCAUCUUCAUGCUACCUGGUAAUUUAGUAACAUUCACCUUAACCAGAUCUCCUUAAUCAAUUCGAAGCUUUCAUCUUAAUCUCCGUUGACUGCCGGCGAUCUACUCUUUACCAUGGGCCCCCCGCGUUCGGCACCGGCGCUCAAGCUGUCGGCCAACUGUCCCGUCAAAGCCCGGCCCGUGGAAUCAACAGAUCCUUUUCCUAAAGAGUUUCUAGCCUUCUUACAUGCAAUCCCAUCCACCGAUUCGCCUGAUGAGCGCCCUAGGAAGCGCGCUCGUGUUGGCCAUGUCGACACUAUUCCCAUUGCUAGGGAAUCGCUAACUCUCAGCCAACCAAUCCAGGCCAUGGUGGUGUUCAAUGAGCCGAUUUCGCGUAAGAAUGUUAAUAAUCACAUGAAGUUGUACUACGAUGAGCAGCAUCGCAUCCUCGAUGUUUCUUCAAAUCCUCGAUCUCCAAAUGGCAGUUUUAACUCGAGAUUUGAGGUAGCUCCAUCAAAGCUUGCCAAAAAGCUAUUAACGAUCCUCGAAGUGCUGAGCAGAAGUCGAGACAAGCAAGAUGAUGAGGGCGCGCUUUGGGUAAGGAUGUCAAUCGACUUGGACAGGCAACAAUGCCAAGACUCUUUGAAAAUCACCUUCGAGUUGAAUUGGAACGCAUCAGCUUACACCCUUCGUAAUGCCUCCCAGCGUGCUCUGAGCCAACCUGUUCUAGAUACCUUCUUUGAGGGUCAGAUUCAGACACGGAACACCACCGAGGAAAGACUAUUGCCUCAGGCUUUUUAUGAUGCGGCGUUUACUCCCGAAAAGGACUAUGCUAAUGUCUCGUCCAUUACAAUUCCCGGACUCGCCUCGAGUCUAUAUCCUUUUCAACACAGGGCCCUACAGUGGCUUCUCAGCAGGGAAGGAGUCAAGUGGAGUGAUGCUAGUCCGAAUGGGGGGCCUGUCCUUGAGCCAUUGUCGCCGCCGCUAGCUACUGACCUACCAUUCUCUUUCAGCGCAGCAAGGGAUGUCAAUGGACUACCCAUCUAUGUCAGUAGUCUCUAUCAAAUCGUGGUCAGAGAUCUCACACCCUUUCACGAGAGUGAGACUGCCGUCAAAGGCGGCAUUUUAGCAGAGGAAAUGGGAUUAGGAAAAACUGUCGAAACCAUCUCGCUCAUUUGUAUGCAUAAACGUGAAGGUGCGCAAGCAUCAGCCAUCAAACUUCCUCGAGAUUUGCGUUUCAGUGGUGCUACCUUGAUCAUCACGCCCGCCACACUGAAGACCCAAUGGAUUUCUGAAUUUAGCAAACAUGCACCUCAACUAAGUGUGAAGAUGUACGACGGCAUGAAAGGCUUCGUUGGUGAUGCAGAAGAACUGAUAUCUGAGCUGGCCGGACAAGAUGUCGUGAUCACUACUUAUUCUGUUCUCCAGGCUGAGAUUCAUUAUACAGAAGACCCGCCCGAUCGUUCAAUGCGACAUGGAAGGAAACCCCAGCGACCCAAGUCGCCACUAAUCCAGAUCUCUUGGUGGAGAGUUUGUAUCGAUGAAGCUCAACAGAUUGAAAGUGGUGUAAGCAGUGCUGCGAAAGUUGCAAGGCUGAUCCCCCGUAUCAAUGCCUGGGGCAUUACAGGCACACCGGUUAAAGAGGAUAUCAAAGACUUGUGGGGCUUGUUAUCCUUCCUUCACUACGAACCUUUUGUCUCCUCUAUGACCAUAUGGAACGCGUUGAUAACUUCAUACGGAGACUUGUUUAAGACUCUAUUCAACCGUAUUUCCCUUCGACACACAAAGCGCGCUGUCCGCGAUGAGCUGAAGCUUCCCUCUCAGAAGCGCUACGUCAUUACUACACCCUUUUCGGUGAUAGAGGAAGAGCAUUACCGCACUCAUGUGAAACAACUGGUUCAGGGCCUCGGCCUCGAUGAGGUAGGAACGCCAAUAAACGAAGAUUGGGACCCUGAAGAUCCCGUGAUAAUAGAUCAGAUGAAACGCACUCUCGCACAUCUCAGACAAAUAGUCCUACACGCGUCCCUUGGGCCUGCUAAAUUCGGUGGUGGUGGUACAGAACAGAGGAAAGGCCCACGAACACUUGAAGAGGUACUCGAUGUCAUGAUUGAGAAGUCGGACUCGGAAAUAAGAAAUGAACAGAGGAAUUACUUGACUCUGAAGAUAGAAAGAGGUCAAGUUUUCAUGCACAUGGGAAGAACAACGGAUGCUCUACAUAUUUGGAAACAAGUUGUUGAUGAGGUUGAGGUCUUUGAAGAUGAAUGCAGAAAACAACUAGAAGAUGAGCUUGAGAAGGCUAUUAAUGACGGUUCCCAUGAUCCUUUGAAGCAGAUGAAGGGCCAUGAUUCCCCGAAUGGCGACGACACUGAUCAAGAAAAGGCAAUGGAGAAAGUUAAUGAGUGUCGCCGCAAGCUCAGGUCUCUGCUCUAUAUACACCACAGAGCACAUUUCUUUAUUGCUAGCGGUUACUACCAGAUGAAGAGUAAUUUACAGACGGCCAACCCUCAAACAAAAGAUUUGCAAGACCUCGAGGAGAAAGAAGUGACCGGAUACGAGACCGCGAAGAAUAUCCGAAAGGAAAUCCUGCACGAGGCACGUACUAAGGCCUUAUCUUCCAUGACUAAGAUUCGGGACAAUGCAGCCGCGCAUUCAUUCGUGAAGUUGUCUGAAGUCAAGGUUCCUCUCCUUGACGGGUUAGAGAACGAGCGAGCCCUACAUAGUUUUGAGCUACUCAGUGAUGCACUUAACGCGCAAGCAGAGUUGGUUACCGAAUGGCGGGAAAUCAUCGUUCAGUUUCUGAUGAAACCUCUCGUAGACGAAGAGGAUAAAGACGAAAUCACUGGUGAAGAGUACGAAGACUCAACGCAGAUUCAGGACCACUUGAUGGUGUACACACUCGCUCUGAGGGCCGUCAUCGCAGACCGACAGGAUGCGAUCACCGGCUUAGAAAACGAGAGAGUCAGAUACGACACUGGAAAUGCACAGAAACAGGCGUUGAACGGCGAAGGUCAUGCUCCCAAAAAGGCUCUCGAGUUACUUGGACGACGCGAUCAAGUCAAACCGUCACGCCACGCGGCCUCGUUUCGAAGCAUUGUUACGGACUUGCGAGAGUUGGCCACGAGGCUCCGCCAUAAGGCUCAUGGAACUAACCGAGCCGCAAUCGAAGUAGGAAUUGUCGAAAAGUACCAGAAGUCAGCACAGGAGCAGAGUGCUUUGCAGAGUAAGGCGGCUAUAGCCUUGGAGCGAGAGUUGGACAGCUUUGUUACAGCCAUGAACACUCGUGUCGAAUACUACAAACAGCUGCAGGUAGUUUCUGAUAUGGUUACUCCGCUUGACGUAUCGCAAAUCCCAGAUCUUGAAGAGAAGGCACAAAUUCUACUGAGGAACAUAGAAGCUAAACAAGAGAAAGUUGCUUCGGCGCGACCAAAGCAUCGCUAUCUUCUCCAUGUCAAAAAGGGGGGCCAGAACUCAGAAGAGAUAUGUGUCAUUUGUCAAGAUCCGUUCACAGAUGGGGUUCUCACAGUCUGCGGCCACCAAUUUUGCAAUGAUUGUAUCCUAAAAUGGUUCGAGGCACAUCAUAGCUGUCCCGUCUGCAAGAAGAAACUCGGGAGAUCGAUGCUCCAUAAUAUCACACUGAAAAGACAGGAGCUGAAGCUCCACCCAGAGCCCAUCUUGCAGGAACAAUCACAGCCUGAAUCACAUGCGGCAGGUGAUGUCGUACCAUUUUCAAGAUCUAGAAAGUCUGGCAUCUAUUCGGAGUUUAGUAGCAAAAAGCUAGAGGUGAUCAAGAAUAUCGAUCUAAACGGGCCUUCGUUUGCUACAAAGAUUGAUACCAUUACGAAGCAUCUAAUGUGGCUACGUAUCGAAGAUCCAGGAGCCAAAUCGAUCAUCUUCUCGCAAUUCGGUGGGUUUCUCGACAUUCUGGCCCAGGCCUUUGACCAGUACCUGAUCGGAUACACAUCUUUUAAGAAGAAUAAUGGCACUACGAGGUUCAAGGAAGACCCUGCUAUCGAGUGCUUCUUGAUGGAUGCCAGAGCGCAUGCUAGUGGUCUGAAUCUGGUCAACGCCAACCACGUUUUCUUGUGCGAGCCACUUCUGAACACCGCUCUGGAGCUACAGGCCAUUGCCCGUGUAGACCGAAUUGGUCAAGAACAUGAGACCACAGUGUGGCUCUAUCUAAUUGAAGGCACGGUGGAGGAGUCUAUCUACGACCUGUCAGUCCAACGUCGCCUAGAGCAUUUGGGAAGGAACAUGACAGGGGAUGAAGAGGAAUCUUUAGCCGAGGUCUCGGAUAUGAAUCUUGAAGUAGCAAACUCGCUCGAACUUCAACAGGCUUCCCUGUCUAAGCUCAUGAACAGGGACCAGUCUCUGGGGGAGGUUGUCGACAACAACGACCUUUGGCAGUGUCUAUUCGGUCACGUCUCGAAAAACAAUCCCUCUGUGGUCAGCUUUCUCGCAGACGACGCUACAGAAGCGAGAGGACAGGACAAGACUCAACACAAGCAGGUGACAGUUCAAGUGCGUAAUGACUUAGUACCUACAUAGGGUCCUAAUACGGCUACGGGCAUACAGACUAGGUAGCCACCGGCGGUUUCUUAAUAGGUGUACAUACGGGCUAGAAGCUUUAGAGGCUUCGUGCCCAUGUUACAUUGUAUAGUAGGCCUUGUAUGUAUAUGAAGGUCGGAAAAACGCGGCGUCUGAGAUAUUCAUGAUGGGAAGAAGAAGAGGAUGGCGUUAUUGUGUUUGUAGGGUGAUAACUACAUGAUACCACAAUAGUUUUGUCAGUUCAGGUACCUAACCUUGGACUUGUAGUAGUCGAGCC
Hypoxylon fragiforme is the source of this 4958-nucleotide messenger RNA. RefSeq names its product SNF2 family N-terminal domain-containing protein. Gene Ontology annotation, molecular function: ATP-dependent chromatin remodeler activity; zinc ion binding; ubiquitin protein ligase activity. NCBI's taxonomy places the organism in Eukaryota, Fungi, Ascomycota, Sordariomycetes, Xylariales, Hypoxylaceae. Gene Ontology annotation, cellular component: nucleus. The record is from RefSeq and is a predicted model, not a curated record. Gene Ontology annotation, biological process: protein polyubiquitination; DNA repair. Bases 272 to 4681 code for a protein of 1469 amino acids. The transcript has 3 exons.